UUUUGGUCACAGCCACCUCGUGUGGCUGUUAGGUUAAUUAAAACAGAUUAAAACUCAUCCAAUCCCACGAACACAAGACUCUUUGAAGAAAAUGAGAGAUAUGAGGAUUCUUGUUAUUGCUCAAGCAAUUUGUAUCCUUGCUUGUGCUGUUUAAUCGUCCAAUUCCAACGAUUCGACUACAACUUCUCAUAGCUUACGAAGGUGGAGAAAAUACACGAUAUCACUCAUAGCUUCACUCCUAAUACACCGGCGGGCACUUACCCUAACGGAAUUGGCAAGUUUCUCACCCUUUUGAGGAGCAUGAAGAAUGGCUCCGACUACAACUUCUCCGAGUUGAAGCUGCCCCUUCACGCCGGAACUCACGUCGACGCGCCAGGCCAUUUCUACGACAACUACUUUGAUCAAGGGUUUGAUGUCGAUACCCUUGACCUCAGAGUACUCAAUGGUCCUGUGUUGCUUGUAGAUGUUCCCAGAGACAAGAAUAUUACUGCUCAAGUAAUGAAGUCCUUACACAUUCCCAAGGGUGUGAAAAGAGUACUAUUCAGGACACUAAAUACAGAUAGGCGCCUAAUGUACAAAAAGGAAUUUGAUUCGAGUUUCGUUGGAUUCACGAAAGAUGGAGCACAGUGGCUUGUAGAUAACACUGAUGUUAAACUUGUGGGAACUGAUUACUUGUCUGUUGGUGCUUUCGAUUAUGCAACCGCUGCUCAUCUUGUUUUUCUUAAAAGCAAGGAAAUCAUCCUAGUUGAAGGGCUAAAACUUGAUGAUGUUCAAGCUGGAAUAUACUCUGUACAUUGCUUGCCUUUGAGAUUGGUUGGUUCUGAGGGUUCACCCAUUAGAUGUAUUCUGAUGUAAGUGACGCACACGUCUCGUAAACUGAUGACGUGUGAUUAGGUUGUUGACGUAUAUACUAAACGAUGUUGUUUUGGUCGAAGAAAUAAAAUAAUUCUCCAAACACCGUGAAGCAGCACA
Salvia splendens (bonfire salvia) is the source of this 972-nucleotide messenger RNA. Its product is annotated as cyclase-like protein 2. The transcript is spliced from 6 exons. Lineage: Eukaryota; Viridiplantae; Streptophyta; Magnoliopsida; Lamiales; Lamiaceae. Bases 301 to 855 code for a protein of 184 amino acids. Gene Ontology annotation, molecular function: arylformamidase activity. The record is from RefSeq and is a predicted model, not a curated record.